CUGCUUUCAUAGAGCGACACAACGAGACGACGCGAAUAGAGUGCAGAAUGUUGCCGCUGACGCCCGAUGGUCCCACGUCGUACGGUGUCCGUGUCAAGCCGCCGAGCGCGCGCUUGGCAACGCUUAUGCGGCAGUUGGACGUGCUUCUCGGUCUUGUCGUCAUUUUACUGGUCGCAAUCGAUAGCGUCACCAACAACUGGGCCCUCAACGACUAUAUCGGUGACGCAUACGCGUUCUUGACACCGAUCGCGGCGGUCUCGCACGCGGCGGACCUCGAGGCCCAGUACAGCUUUCCGAGCACGAGUGGAUUGGACGACUUGUCCAAAAUCGGGUUUUGGAUGGUCAACUAUACCGUGCACGCGAUGGUGACCAAGAGCUCGGAUCUCUACUUCAUCUCGGUCGGGUCGUUCCCGCUUACGACGAAUAGCAUCGACCAGUGCGAGAUUCUAGUCGCCACGUACCCCUUUGACAUUGCUGCGUCCUCGAUCGCAUACCUCGGUGUGGCCUCCAACGCGGUGACGUACUACAAGGGCAGUGCGCUCUCUCACCUCUUUACAACCGAGAUGAUGGCCAAUGCGAGUAUGCAAGACGAUUUGCUUCAGAGCCUCGGGUACACACCGGGUCGCACGGGCACCGACAUGCGUCUCACAACUGGUAUUCCGAUUGCCAACCAUUCGCGCCUCCAACCGUCCCGCAUUGAUGUUUUCAAGCUCUUUCCAAAGAGCUUUUGUACCGGGUGCAGUCCCGUUCCAGAGCUCGGAUUUGGCCAUUGUCGGGCGACCAUGAUGUACGACGACAUGGCCAAGACGCUCAAGAUUGUCAGCAGCGUCAACGACGUUGGGUCCGUCUACAAGGUCGGCUUGUUGUUGCCGCAGUCGGCGUUUUCGUCGGCAUCUCAUUACAUCAAAGCCAUGGCGAUCGUGUUUGCCGUCGGCGGAGUCGACUCGAUUGUGGCCAAAAUCUUGCGGACCAUUUCGCCAAAAUACUUUCCGUACCCGAGUUUGGCGCUCCGCUUUGACAUGUUUUGCUACAAUUCCGACUUGUUUGUCUUUUUGUUUGCGGCCGGCGUGCUUCUCGACAUGGGCAAUUGCCUCUAUUUUCUGCGCGUCAUGAAUGUGUACAACUCGGAUGCGCCGUCGUUUGGGUACAUGCUACAAACGUAUGCACUCACGAUGCGUUUUCUCUGGAUCAACUGCGCGGUCCUCAAGCUGCUCAAGAUUGUCUGGAACCUUGUUUCGACCGCGUCGUACAAUGGUGAAAGCGCGAUCAUGGGGUACCUCAAUUUUACAAGUGUCACGUCGCUGUAUGCCAGUGCCAUUAUGCUCGCAUACGUCCCGCCGUACAUUGAGUACACCAACAGCGUCAGCCACGACCUCAACCAAAAGAUUCAGAGCCUCGAUGCCAUCCAUGUCAUCGCGUUUGAGAGCUUUUACCUCCGCGCCGUGCCCGCGGUCACGGUGCUUUUUGCCGUCAACCUCGGUGUUAUCUUGGCGGCCGACCACCUUUUCUACUACAAGUCGUGGCAGCUCCUGGCCAAGAAUUCGCUUGCGCGCCAAGCCCUCUUCAACAGCAGCUCCAUCUUGUGCGACUACCUCAGCGGCAUCGAGCCCGACCAUGGUGCCGACAGCAAGGGCUCGCUGCUCAUCUGCAAGGCGCGCCGCCUCAGUACGCUGCAGUGGUUUUUCAUGAACCAUGUUACGUGCUUUGGCCUUCCCGAGAAGGAGCUCCAGGGAAGAAAAAAACGCAUCAAACCUUGGUGCUCUCUCAACAAGUGCAUGGUCGUGCAAGACGGCGACCGCAAUGUGCACUUGCUCGACGCGCAGUUCGCGGAUAUUACGCCCCUCGUCUACAAUAUCAAAAUCCUCAAGGACACAACCGUCGUGCUGCACUAG
Messenger RNA from Saprolegnia parasitica CBS 223.65, 1892 nucleotides. RefSeq lists its product as hypothetical. The record is from RefSeq and is a predicted model, not a curated record. The transcript has 4 exons. Lineage: Eukaryota; Oomycota; Saprolegniomycetes; Saprolegniales; Saprolegniaceae. The coding region runs from base 48 to 1892 and encodes 614 amino acids.